Chelonia mydas (Green sea turtle) is the source of this 6103-nucleotide messenger RNA. It is a transcript of the gene BRIP1, whose product is annotated as BRCA1 interacting helicase 1. Lineage: Eukaryota; Metazoa; Chordata; Testudines; Cheloniidae. The transcript is spliced from 21 exons. Gene Ontology annotation, biological process: nucleotide-excision repair; double-strand break repair involved in meiotic recombination. Gene Ontology annotation, cellular component: nucleus. The record is from RefSeq and is a predicted model, not a curated record. Gene Ontology annotation, molecular function: DNA binding; hydrolase activity, acting on acid anhydrides, in phosphorus-containing anhydrides; DNA helicase activity. The coding region runs from base 947 to 4795 and encodes 1282 amino acids.
ACAAUUCUUGUGGGGGCCCGGCCCCAGGCUGUGCCACCUCGCCCUGACCUUGCAGGCCCAGAGGGUGGUGAAGGCAGGUCCCGGCAUUAGCCUGCUGUGACCCAGCACGGCCCAGUGCUGUGAAGACUCCCUGGCCGAGUGGGGGCAGGGCCAGUGUGUCGAUGUGGCCCUGAUGCUAGCACACCCUGGCCAUUAUGGUCUCAGCCUCAGGGGAGGAGCCCCUCCCCCGCCGGAAAAGGAGACUAGGCGGGGCAGGGAUCAGCCCCAGCCCCUGCGCUUGGUUACCUAGGCAACUAAAGAAACCUGCUGGGCACCAGUAUGGCCCUCCGUGAUUGGCUCCAGCGGUGAGGGCGGAGGCGGGAGCUCGUUGGCCGACGAGGCUGCUGAUUGGCUGCGGCGGAGCGCCUUCCUGUCGGCUGUGAUUGGUGUGUGGAAGCUGUCGGGGGGGCUCGGCUGAGCUGGAGGCGGGAAGGCUCGAAGAAACUGACGCGCGGGUGGAGUUGCCCCCGGCUCUCUGAGGUAGAGUCCUUCCUGCGAGAUUGUUUAUGAUGGUGUUGCGUAUACCAAUCGUUAUGAUGGCCUUUUGAUGGUGGUCCACUGAGACUGUGACCUUUCAGUUAGGGAAUUCAUCAGUGAAAGGGAUGUUGCUAAAUUUGGUCCCAAAUUUUAACUUUGUAAAAAGAAGUUUUUUGUAUAACCUAUGACCUGUGGGAAUUGUUUUCUCAACCUUAAAAAAAUAUAGUGAAGAGUUAUUUUUCAACAAGCUACCCUAUAUUUCCCCUCAGUGUUUGAAAUCCAAACAUUGCAGCUUUUGAACAUGAAACUGACUAUAUACCAUUUUCAACUUUUACUUUUCAUUGUCCAAAGUGAGAGAUGUGCAAAAAGUUAUCACUGUAAAUAGUGACAGACAUAAAUUUGAAAUAAAUAAGGGAAAAGAACCCUGACAAUGUCUUUGGUAGUGUCAGAAUAUACCAUUGGUGGGGUGAAGAUUGUCUUUCCUUGCAAGGCUUACCCUUCACAGCUUGCUAUGAUGAAUGCAAUUGUUAAGGGGUUAAAUUCCAGGCAACAUUGUUUGUUGGAGAGCCCCACAGGAAGUGGUAAAAGUUUGGCGUUACUUUGUUCUGUAUUAUCAUGGCAGCAGUCUCUGCAUGAGAAGUCACUGGAUGAGUUCUCAUGUGAAAAGGAGUGCAAAAAACCAGAGACUUCAUUGCCAUGUCACUGUAGAUGCCAUUCGCAGGCUGUGGCUAAUGACACUACUGCAGAUGUGAACCGAGGUGCUUCUUGUUCUUUCACUACUUGUAAAGCAGCAACCUCCGUAAAAAGUGAAACACCAUCAACAGACAAAGUAAUGAAUACUCCUGCUACAGAACAUAAUACAAAAGUCACACUGUCUUCAAAAUUAUCUGCAAAGAAAUGGGCAUCUUUACAUGCAGAUGAAAAUGACGACUUUCAAGUAGACAGGAAAAGGAUACGUUUAUUAGAAACUGAGCAGCAGGUAAGAAAACGUCAUUGUUUUGCAAAAGGAGUGCAGUUUGUCGAUGCUUUGGAAGUUUAUCAACAGCGAAGAAAUGGGGAACUGACUGUUCACUCAGAAAAAAUUGCUGCUUUCUCUCCAAAAACAUCUCCUGGCCUCUGUACACAGUGUUCCUGUUCUUCUGUAAAAGAAAAUGGUAAAAAUGUUAGUUAUGCAAAGAGGAAGGAAAAUGGAGGAAAGCCACACAUCCCCAAAAUAUUUUUUGGAACUCGAACACACAAGCAAAUAGCUCAGAUUACUAGAGAGCUGCAGAGGACAGUAUACUCCAGUGUCCGUAUGACAAUUCUUUCCAGCCGGGAUCAUACCUGUGUUCAUCCAGUGGUAUCGAGAAGUAGUAACAGGAAUGAAAAAUGUGCAGACUUGCUGGAAGGAAAAAAUAGCGGGUCCUGUGUUUACUACCAUGGUGUGCAUAAAAUUAGUGAACAUCAUGCUCUACAGUUUGCGCGUAAGAAGUGUCAGGCUUGGGACAUAGAAGAUCUAGUAAGCCUGGGAAAGAAGCUACGUGCAUGUGCCUAUUUUGCAGCUCGAGAACUCAUGGUGGGGGCAGAUAUUGUAUUUUGUCCUUACAACUACCUGCUGGACCCACAAAUAAGAGAGAGUAUGGAGAUUAACCUAAAAGACCAAGUAGUCAUUUUAGAUGAAGCUCAUAAUAUUGAAGAUUGUGCACGGGAGUCAGCCAGUUAUAGUGUUACAGAAACACAGCUGAGAUUUGCUCGAGAAGAACUUGAUACCAUGGUCGUCAACAACAUCAGACGGAAGGACCAUGAUCCCCUGCGGGCUGUGUGCUACAGUCUGAUGAAUUGGCUACAGGAAAGCUCUGGUCAACUUAAAGAAAGGGGAUAUGAAACCUCCUGUAAAGUUUGGAGUGGAAAGGAAAUGCUCACCAUUUUGCACAAUAUGGGAAUAACAAAUGCUACAUUUCCUAUCCUGCAGAAACAUUUUGCUGCUGUCCUUGAAAAAGAAGAAAAAGUAUCGAAUCUUCAUGGAGGAGAUGAGCUUAUUGAGGUUCCUAUUGUGAGCCCUGCCACUCAGAUUAUGCUAAAAGGGCUAUUCAUGGUUCUACUAUAUCUUUUUAAAGAUAACAACAGAUUUGCAGAUGACUACAGAGUUGCUUUGCAACAAACAUAUGUUUGGACAAAUGAAAAGCAACUUGAUAUUCCAGAUAAAAAUGCUUUCUUUGCACAACCAAAACAUCAGAGGAGUUCACGGCAGAAAACAGCAGUCCAUACGCUUAACUUUUGGUGCUUGAAUCCAGCUGUGGCCUUUUCAGAUUUAAGUGGUAAUGUCAGGACAAUUGUUCUCACGUCUGGUACGCUCUCUCCAAUGGACUCAUUUUCUUCAGAACUUGGUGUGAAGUUUACUAUCCAACUUGAGGCAAAUCAUGUUAUUCGUAACUCUCAGGUUUGGGUUGGCACCAUUGGGGCAGGCCCCAAGGGUCGGAAGCUGCAUGCCACAUUCCAGCAUACAGAGACCUUUGAAUUCCAGGAUGAAGUGGGAGCACUUCUGCUUUCUGUGUGUCAAACUGUUGACCAAGGGGUCUUAUGCUUUUUGCCAUCUUAUAAAUUGCUGGAUAAAUUAAAAGAUCGCUGGAUGCACACUGGUUUAUGGAGAAACUUGGAGCUGGUUAAGACAGUCAUUGCAGAGCCUAAAGGAGGAGACAAGGCUGACUUUGAUGCACUGCUCCAAUUAUACUAUGAUGCAAUAAAAUAUAAAGGAGGAAAAGAUGGAGCACUUCUGAUAGCAGUAUGCAGAGGUAAAGUUAGUGAAGGCUUGGAUUUCUCUGAUGACAAUGCCCGUGCUGUUAUAACUAUUGGUAUUCCAUUUCCAAAUGUGAAAGACCUUCAGGUUGAGUUAAAGAGGAAAUACAAUGACCAGCACUCAAAGACAAGAGGCCUUUUACCAGGUAGCCAAUGGUAUGAAAUUCAAGCUUAUAGAGCUCUCAACCAGGCACUCGGCAGGUGUAUUCGUCACAAAAAGGAUUGGGGUGCUCUUAUGUUAGUUGAUGACCGCUUCAGGAGUAACCCUAAUAAAUACAUAACUGGAUUAUCCAAAUGGAUUCGUCAACAAAUCCAGCACCAUGAGAACUUUAGUACUGCACUCGAUUCGUUGGAUGCAUUUGCUAAAAAAAAUCAAGUGGGCGCCAGUUCUUCAACCCAGUGUAAUAGUGAAUCUCUGCUCAUACAUUCAAGUUCAAAAGAUCUGUCACCAACUUCGUCAUAUGAGGCAUCUAUUCAUCUAUCACCAGAUGUUCCUGUUGAAAGUAAGGUGCAGAAUUUGGUCCUGGAAGCUCAUUCACCCACAGCAAUCAACACAGUUAAUUCUACAGCAUCCAGUCAAUCAAGUAACAGCAUGGGAACAAAGAAAAAUGGUCAGAAUUUUGGUGUAGAAAAUCAUUCUCACCGAACAGUGUGGAGAGAAAAACAGAUGGAUUCCAAACCAAAAAGUCCUGCCCUCAAAAAAGAAAGAGAGAAAAGGAAUAGUUGGACUAACGCUGACCUUAUGAAACAAUACUUCAGCAAUAAGCCAGUGACUUCAACACCUCUGCCUGUGAAUGAAAAGAAAUCCAUCUCCAAAACCAUGGACAAACAAAAAAGGAGUACUAUUGAAUCUAGUCAGCCUGUUGUUAAUGGAUGCCAGUGCCAGUCGUCAUUGCUAACGGAACAUACACCGAGUGGACCGGCAUUACAACUGGAAACAACUAGUUCCUCAAUAAAAAAGGGUGAGGCUGCAGCUACUGAAGAAUAUCCUGCUUCACAGCAACUCUGCACUAGUGGAGUCAUAGAUCAAUGCAUUGAGUUAUCUCCAGUAAGAGGAAAAAUUGAACUUUCAACGUUAAAUGUAGCCAUAGAAGCAGAAGCUGAGGAUGACAGUAUCUAUUUUACACCUGAACUUUAUGAUGAUAUAGAAUCAGAGGAACAGCAAAUUGAACCAUUAAUUCAGACUUGUAAUAAUACUGUGAAUCAGAAUGAACAUGGAGCUUGCAUUGUAGCUGAAGAUCUUUUUGAAAUCAGUACUUCAAAAGCAGUAAGCUCAACUAAAGAAAUAAAAAGUAAUGAUAACAUGAACACAGAGUUAGCUAUAAUAGUGCAAAAUGACAAGAUUAAGGGUAAUACAGUUAGUGAUGCUGAAAGUAUUACUAGAGUAGGAGAAGUGGAACAGAAAAUAUAUCAGGAAAUGGACACCAGAAAAAAGAAAAGUAAACUUUCCAGAUCACGAAACAAAGGUGUGUCUUCCUUCUCAUUGAGCAAUACUAGUCCAUAGCUACCAUGUUUUACAGGAAAUUUAGAAAUUAACUUCAUUAUGAAUCACUUAUAUUUCUGGUAGGCUUUUUUAUUGACUACGUAACCUCACUAGUAGAGAAAUGGUGGAAUUGUACUUUCUUUUUAUCUCUGUUAUCAGAUUUGAUUUUUUUUUUUAUUUUGCAUAUGCAAAUAAUACUGCUCUGCUGUUUUCUUCAGGGUUCAUUAAGAUUCUUCUUCACAAUGUAUGGCUGAAGAGCCAGACAAGACCCAGGGAAUCAUAAAUUGUAGACCCAAUAGUACUGUACCUGAAACUAUAGGGUGAGGACGAGGUUGAUCUGUUGUCGAUUUGAAUUCAUCUGGUGUUGAGCACUAGCAAGCAAUUGCUGUUUAGCCCCCAAUAAAAAUAAAACUUGAAGCAGAUACAAUUCUGUGCAUUUAUGUUAGAUUUAAAAAAAUUAAUAUACAGAAUAGGCACAUUCCUUGAGCACCAGGUAAUUUACAAGAGCAACCCGAGAUUCCCAAAUUAGGGGAGCCAUUUUCCAUUCCUUCAAGUCUUUCCUCACAAAAAGAACAUAUCUGCAGAUGAGUAGUAUUGAGAAGACAGCUUGAAAGUUGAUGGUAGUAAUAACAUUAUUACGUAUUCUUCCUUUGUUUCAUGUGUAAAUAGAAAGUUGAAGUAAGCUAAUAUCACUGACAUCUCUUCAAAAUUUACUGCUUUGAUGAUCUUUUUAUUUCAAACAUUUUUGUUGAUUACGUUGGGCUAAAUUUUGGUCCUACUGACUUCAGUGGGACCAGAGUUUGGGCCAUUAUUACAUAGUGAAAACCAGAGCAAAGAGAGUUAAUGUUACAAAGUAAAGCAAUAACUUCUAUUAAACAUUUAAAGAACACAAAAUUUGGAAUAAUUAUUUCCAGGGCUUCACAUGUAUCCCAGGUUAACAUGGUGAAUUAACAAUUUGACAUUGAAGAUUAAUGCAGAAGGAAGGAUUUUGCUGCUAUGAAACAUUGUGACACAUAUGGUUGAGAAAACUAGUUUUUGUUCCUCUUUUUAUAUUAAUGAAGUACAUUUUGGGGAAAAAAUCCUGGGACAAUGUAAAGUAUUUUUGUGGACAUUUAUGUAUUAGUCACGCGAGUUCAGUUGGAAUUGCACAUGUGAUGUUUUCUUUAAAAAUCAGACUAAAUAAUGUACAUUUUCUUGCAUCAAGUAUUGUGAAUUAAACAGCUUCUUUUCUUUCUAUAUUAAAUAUUGCUUUAAAAAGAUGAGCUCUUAUAUUUGCAAGUAUGGUAAAAGAUGGAUAGAAUAUUAAAUCUCUUUUGCAUUAGCCUCGGA